Molecule: messenger RNA, 121 nt
Organism: Racocetra persica
Lineage: Eukaryota; Fungi; Glomeromycota; Glomeromycetes; Diversisporales; Gigasporaceae
Source: the annotation of a GenBank genome assembly
AUGAAAGAGAGUAUGUCUAUUUAUGUGUAUCAACUCGAUAAGACAUCUAAAAAAUCUUCAGAACAAAUGAAGAGUAAUAAAUAUUUGCCAGACAGCCCGUUCAAACUCCUUGUAGCAGGAG